This is a messenger RNA of Ricinus communis (castor bean), 486 nucleotides long. Its product is annotated as disease resistance protein RPM1-like. Bases 1 to 486 code for a protein of 161 amino acids. The record is from RefSeq and is a predicted model, not a curated record. The transcript has a single exon. Lineage: Eukaryota; Viridiplantae; Streptophyta; Magnoliopsida; Malpighiales; Euphorbiaceae.
AUGGUAGUUGACGACCUAAUUGGGAUAACGGUAUCUGCUCUUCAGAAUGAAGCAUUAUUAUUAGAAGGUGUCCACGAUGAACUUAAAGAACUCAGAAGUGAACUAGAAAGCAUUAGAACUUUUCUAGUGGAUGCUGAGAGAAAACAGUUGAAGUUGGAAGGAGAGAAGACGUGGGUGGCAAGUGUGAGGGACCUAGCAUACCAAGUUGAAGACAUCAUUGAUGAGUUCAUGUAUAACAUGCAUCAGCAACACACCGGGGGCUGUUUCUCUCAAUUCCUUCAUCAAAUGAUGAGCACUCCGAAAAACCUUUGGGUGAUGCGUAGGAUUGGAUCUAAAUUGCAGAAAAUCAAUGAAACCAUCAAAGCCAUGCCUCAGAGGAGACAGAGAUAUGAUAUUAAUUAUAUAAAGGGUGCGGUUCAGAUGAUGAUCACAAAUGGACUUUAUACCACAGGGAUUCAUCUUUAUUCAUCAAAGAAGAUAUUGUAG